AUGAUGUUGUUGGCUAAGACCGAUGUCAUUCUCCCAAGCUAUCGUGAGAAAGUGGACUUCAAACAGACCAGAAUGGCUCUUUCUUUCGCAAAGAUUUUUGUGCUUGCUCUGGCGAUUUCUUUCUCAUAUUGUGAAAAAAGUUCAACAAAGGUAUGCAUUACUUCGUAGUAUGUAGAGCCGCUUAACCAAUUAUUCUGGUAAUUUUUCCAUUGUUCAAUUCAAAUUGGAAACCUUUAUAAAAAGUGGAAAACGAGGAGUGGACGUUUAGUCCUUAAAUCAUCUUGCAGAUCUUUCACUUUGUAAAAUGAAACUUGGAAAAUUUUUAUUUGACUAACCUUUUUUAUGUUCCCGAUCACUUCAUUUUAGAUUUUUUUGACGUAACCGUUGAAAUAUUAUUCGAUUCGAUCCACAAAGAGAAUUUGAACAACUUAUUCGAUGUCUUAUGAAAAGCGUUGUCGCCCAAAAUAGCCGCAAAAAAACCUGUAUGCCUCCAGAAAGUUCAUCAAAAUGAAGAAUGCGUUAUUUAGACGAGGAUUGCUUUUUCCCUUCAAUUCUCGGUUUAGUUACUUUUUCAUGUUUUGUAUUCCGUAUUUGAAUGAUUCGUAAUUUUGGCUUACAAGUAACAUGCGGUGACGAAUGAACUCAGAAUGGCAAUCCAAAAUUGUUUCCUCCAACUAAUGACGCACGCAAAAAUAUGUACACGUGGACAUUAGAACCGAGCGGGGGAGGUGUGACAAUGAACAAAUUGGCAGUAAGGCUCAAUCCAGCGGGCUCGGGGGGUUGAGGAAGUAACGUAGUAUUUCUCGUCUUGAUGUGAUACAUAUAACGUGACAAGAGUAUGAUGUGAGAGUGAGACAUAUAACGUGACAAGAGUAUAUGAGAUGCAAUGUGGUGUGACAUGCCGUGACAGGAUACUCUGCGACAAUAAUCAGAGGUUGAUAAUUUCGCAUCGACCAAUUCUUCGUCUUGAAACCAAAACGGUAUGAAAGAAUUGUUUCACAAUGCUUCGCAUGAACAAGGCGUGAGUCUUUUUCAUGUUCAACUUUUGUUAUUAGUUAUUUCUCUCCUUUGUCUUUAUGGUGAACUUUCCUUACAUAAUCUUUGAUUCAUUCAUUUCGAAAUCUUCCAUUUCAUCAAACCAUCAUUUAAUUAACCAUUAACCUAAAUAAGAAACGUGACCAAAAUUUUAUUUUCUUCUGCGAACUUUACACUCAUUGGAUCAAAUUUCACUCAGAAUUAAAGUUGCAACUGUGUCGCUUCUUUUAACUAUUGGCAAAUCUUUUCAUUUUACCAAGAUCAUUAAAAAUCAUAAACACUGGGCAAACUUGUUGGUUUACUUUCGAAUAGUUUGCUUGUUUCUAUUUUUGAUUGAUGAUUGUUUACUCUGUACUGUGGUAGAAGCAUAGGAACUGGGCUACGAGCACUUUUUUCAAUAUUUUUGACUCCUUAAAAUUAAGUAAUAAAUUGGAUUUUGAAAAAUGAGCCCAUUUAUUGAAUUUUGAGAAACUAACUUACUUAUUGAAUUUUGAAAAGUAAGUUUGGCAAGAAAAAAUAUAUUCAUAGAUCAUUUCAUGAAAUGUUUUCAUUAAAAAUUUUGCCAUCGUUUCUUUUCAUAAAAACUUUUCAUUAAAUGUUUUUCCUUUUAGUUUUCUGUUCAUUUCUGUGAUCAUAGAAGUUUAUUCUCUAAAGAUUAUAUAUAAAUUAUGAAUCAGCAACAAUUCUUUCAAAAGACUGUGCUCUGUAACAAUAAAAUAUGAUUGAAAAGUCAUUGGAAUUCAUAAUGUUCAUUUGCAUAACUUCUGAUUUCAUCUAAUAUAAAACAUUUUAUCUUCAAACCAUGGUAAUCUAUUUCAUAGCUGUUCUCAUUUUGAAAUAUUUGGUUUUUUUUAGAUCAUAAUUACCUUUUAUCCUAUUUAACUUCACUCAUUAAUUUUUUUUUCACGUUUCCUGUUAUGUUGCUAUAACUAUUAUUGUUAGUAUCAUUGUUUUUGUUAAAUAUCUAUGUCGAGAUAUUUUAAUAUUCCCAUUCUAUAUAAAUAUGUUAUGUAACCUAUAUAUAUAUUCAUAAAAAAUCUUUUUAACAUUUUCCUCUUUAUUCAAAAAUAGAAAUUCACAAAGUUUCAAAACAUCGAAUAAAAAUGAAUCAAUCAGAUCUUUAGCACCUAGAAUCAAAUGGUUUUUAAAACCAUCGAAGGAAAAAAAAAAGAAAAAAAGAAUGAAGAUAUUGUUAAUUAUAAUUUGUACGGCAAUAUGGAGCCUUUAUCAUCAAAACCCAAUUUCAAAACUGGUGAUCUGAAAGUGCUGGUUUGUUUUAGGGGUGACAUUUGUAUUCUUUCUCCAACUUAUGGCGUCCCCGAGUAGACUGGACAGCAGAGCCCUUCACAGUUUCGUAUUUCUCGACAUUUAACAGCUAAUUAGCUGGCUAAUAUAAAUCGAAACCUUCAGACUUGUCUUCAUUUUAAUGACUAAAAUCUACGUCUUUCACCUCGCAGGUAUAUUCUACGGAUGAAAAACACGAACAAGGAAAGCUGUCUCUCCAGAAGAGAAGUGUUUAUUCAAACCCUUUGAUGGGUAAGAAGCAAGCAAGGAUAAAACAGAUUUAGGUCACUCGACAUAAAUUACACGCGCAAUUGUCUAACCUCACCCUUUUCGUGGGUUUAGAAUCUUCAGAUUAGUUUCUCAUGGCUCUUUGCCAAGACAUCUUGCUAGAAUGCAUUGUUCAUUUGAGAUACAGAGCAUAAGAGCAUUGCUUAGCCAAAAAAUUUUGAAGCAACUUACUUUUUAUGCUGAUUAAGUCGCUAAAAUGCACAAAAGCGUGCAGGUGCACAUGUAGUGUUGUAUAUCAUUUCUCUGUUAAAAGCAAAGCAAUCCUUUUCAUUUACAUUGUUUAUUGUCUUUCUCUGGUUCUUUGCUUUUUGUUUUUGUUUUCAGUUUACCGCUGUUCUCUUCCUCUUGGUUUGGAAAACGGUCAUGUACCAGACGCCGCAUUUUCUGCUUCUUCAAGUGCAAACAGCAAACAUGGUCCAGCACGUUCCAGAUUGAACAUACAGUCAAACAGUAAAGGGUACGGAGCCUGGUCAGCGGGUGCUAAUAAUGGCAAACAGUGGCUUCAGAUAGACUUCGGGGAACUGGUGCGAGUGACCAAGGUGGCAACGCAGGGGCGUCAAGACUCAGGCCAGUGGGUAACGAAGUACACUCUGUCCUAUGGUGUAGAUGGGAUGCACUGGGCCGAGUAUAAAGAAAAGAGUGUCACAUGGGUAAGUUAAAAUCUCGUUAAAAAUAGUUCACGUAGAUUUACCGGUUGAUACGACAGAAGUUUUGGCUGCUUUUUCUCAUGGUUGAGCAGCCCAAAGAACUGCCAGGGUUUUGCUUUAAAAAAAAUUUAAAAAAGGAUGGGUUCUAAGUAGUUUUAGUUAAACGUUGUUACGAGUGCAUCUAGCCUUUACUUUGAUCCACUGAUCAAAUUUAUCGCACAUUAUACAGACGCUUUGUGAUUCUAGUUGCAUCCUCUCCAAGCUAGAAAUUUUCGUCGAAAUGUAAAAUCUGUCAAUCGAUAAAAUAACUCCUGUACCAAUAUGAAACGUGAUUAAAGUAUGGGUCAAUGAAUCAAAAUAAUUAGAGUUUGACCGUCUGAAACUGUUUACAUUUUACAGACAUAAGAUACAGAGUAUACCCACAGCCAAAGUAAUAGAAAUGAUUUUUUUCUCAUACUUUAUUUCCGCGAAAGGGCUGAGUGAAAGUUUGAGAAUCUUUUGGAUUUCCCAGGUAUUUCUAGCUAACAAGGACAGAAAUACAGUUGUGGAGCAUCUUCUUCUCUCGCCAUUUGAUGCUCGCCUUAUCCGAUUUCACCCAAAGGCCUACCGUGGAUACACAUCUAUGCGAGCAGAGGUUUAUGGCUGUAGGAAGGGUGGGUGUUGAAAAUUUUUAAAACUUGUGGGUUCUCGUUUCAGACGUUUUAGUUGGCCUAAAAAAACUACAGAUGUACUCCUUAUUGUCUUGUUGUUACAAAUUGAGUUACGAGAGAGUAUUAAAACCAGCAACAAGUCUUAUGAUUCAUGGCAUCCUUGCAACGUUUUGCGACAUGUCGCGGGGACAAAAUAUCCCCCAAAUUGGUGUUGCACAAUUAUAAAAGUAUCAGUUCACACGAAGGGACAUGCCGCUACAACACAUUACUGGGACACGUACACGCAUCAUUUUUAUGUGUGUGAAAUGUUGUGAGUUUGUCACUGCUACAUGUUCCCGCUACACGUCCCUGCAACAUGUUGCCUGAGCGUGUACUACACAAGUUUUGUCGCUGCAAGAUGUUCCUGCAACUUGACCCCUUGUGUUUUCCCACCUUAAGACUUCAUUCGCAAACUUUCGAUCUCGUCCCCUAACGAAGAGUAGCAAUAUGGCGGUCCAAACGUCACGAUCAAUACACGAUUUAUUAGCCUGACAUUUGCAUCGUGAGACAAACGAUAAAAAGUUCGUUGAAGUUUAAGAUGAUUUAAGAUUAAAUGUUAAUGCUGCAGGAGUCGGUUUGAUUUAGUUCCGCUUCCCUUUUUAUCCAAUGUUAUAUCAGGAGCGUUUCGGUGAGUUGGUUUUAGAAACUUGCAUUUACAUUUUUUUAAUUUUUAUAAAAUUUUAGACUAUGUAUUUUACCCAGUCGUUCAACAUUGGAAUAAUACUAAUAAUAAUUAUAGUAUUAAUGAAUAUGAUACAACUUUAUUUGAAGGGGUGGUAGUAUUUCAACUGAGGAUCAAGUGGCCCUUUCAAAUAGUUAUUACUUAUUCAUUACUGAUGUUUUAUUGUAUUUUUAUAACAGGCAAGCAACAAACGCCUUAUUUAUUAAUAUUCUUAGUUCACAGCUGCUCCGUACCACUGGGUGUGGAGGAUGAACGGAUUCCUGACAGUGCAUUUACUGCGUCAGGUAGCUAUGACAAUCGUCACAGGCCCUCACUUGCGAGACUGAACCUCUUAUCGGAUGGCAAGCACGUGGGAGCCUGGUGCCCCAAGCUAAAGAGCCGCAACCAAUGGCUUCAAAUAGACUUGGGAGAAAUUACCGCAGUGACCAAAGUGGCAACUCAAGGCCGAUAUAACAGUGAAGACAGAACUAGAACAUACACUCUUUCAUACAGUGUGGACGGACUACAUUGGACGAGUUACAAACAACGUGCUGUGGAGAAAGUAAGCUCGACUGACUUAGCAAGAGAUGGAACGCCUCUAAUUAUUACUAUUAUUGAAAUACGAGGGCUUUGCGAAUCAAUAUUAACUUUAUUUGUGUUAAUUGAAGUGCGAGACAUUCACCAACCAAAUCAGUGAUGAGGAAAGAGCAAUAAUUUGUGGAACGUCAUUGCAACCAAUGUAGCCGAAAACGACAUUACAGGGCUAUGAGUUGUUUAAUGCAGUCGAAAACGGCUAAUAAGUCAAUUGUGUACUUACCAUAAACAUGACAUAUUUUUUAACUCGAGUGAGUUCAAUGUUAUUUUCUUGUUACCUCAGGUGUUCGCAGGAAAUACGGACAGAAACACUGCCAUCAUACACUCCCUAAAACCUCACAUCGAGGCUCGCUGCAUCCGGUUUCAUCCAAGGGCACACAAUCAUAACGUACCUUGCCUAAGAGUUGAGUUGUAUGGGUGUCGUAAAGGUGAGUUCAGUGGAUAUGCCAAAACAACACAUUUGAUUAAAUUGGUCAUAUUCCGGCUACAAUUCGAUUCGUCUUGGUCUAAAGAGUCAUCUACUUUGUCAACUGCUGACACUUUUCAAAUAAGGGCUUCUCGACACCUGAGUUUUAAGGAAUGUUGUGUGUGGCUUAGUGAUCGACUUAAAUGGAAGCAAAGCAAUGAAACUUUAAUGAAUUUGGCUUAACGCAAAACUUCGUCGCCUAAUGAUCACCUUGUUCCGAUCAGCUUGGUCAGCUUUGGUCAGCUACGCGUGCAAAGUGCACAUACCAAGGCUUGAGUGGAUUGAGCUACCAAAGGAUCUAUUGCGACUUCUGGAAAUUACUUCUCUCCGUUCCUGCGGCAAAUCAGUUUAUUGCAUAACUAUUUCUUUAGUUUUUGUUAACUUUCUUCAAAUGGUUUAGUACACUUGCUUCUUAUAGUGUUAUUCGCUUUUCACAGUUAAGAACUGUUUUAUGGCUGUGGGAGUGGAAGACGGAAGAAUUCCUGAUGAAGCAUUUACAGCUUCAUCUUCAGCCAGUGGUAGAUACCUUCCAAACAGAGGUAGACUUAACUUACCACCAAGUGGAGGGAAGUAUUGUUGGGCAGCUGGACAGAAUAAUGCUAAUCAGUGGCUACAGGUAUGUGAAAAGUCAUGAUACUCUACAAAAAUUUUCAUGAAUUGAUAGAUAUAAAAUAAAUAACAUGAACUGUGGAAGUUAAAUGAUGAGGUACUGAAAUCAUACAGACGAUGAAAGUUGAGCUUGAGCUUGGUUUUCAACCCGAGUCUGAGCUGAAAAGCAGUUGACUUUGGUAGCUGAUCAACGUAGGCUCACUGAGCCUACGUUGAUCAGCGAUGGAGAUGAAAUAAAAUUUCAUGUAAAAGAACGUCACCAUGUUAAUAACAUAAAUAGGAGAAGCAACAUACGAAGUUUCUUUCUCCUAAUUCUCACAUUGAGCUGUCACUGGUUUUUCUUUUUCGCUUGCAUCAUUUCUCUCCAUCCACAUUAGAAAAGGUUUCUAGUAAUUACAGGUAUUAUAGAGGGUAAUUAAAAAACGCACAAGACAAAAAGAAGAAAAUACAAUACAAAAUAAAGUAGGAUUAAGAAGUGCAAUUAAUGAAGCUCAUAGGUUUAUUAUGAAUAAUAAUCGCACAAAGCAAAAAAACAACAACAACAACAAUAACAACACAUAUGGACACACACAACGCACGCAUAUAAUUUAUGAUGAAUAAAAUCAAGUAAGAUGGUUAAUACUGAGCAAAAUAAUAUUUAUACAGUGCGUUUUCAAAAAAUUUUGGAAGAAAGUUUAAGAAUGUGAAGAGGGAAGUCGUUCCAAUAGAAUUUCCCAGUGGGGCUAAACUUCCUUAUGUCCGCUCUAAAGAAAGUGAACAGUCCAUAAUUUCUUAGAAAUCAGAGUUCUCUCUCGUGAUUUCCUUUAUAAUAACAUACAUGCAAAAAAUUCAGCAUGCUCAUUGGCUGAGAACACGUCAAUUAAUUCCAAACUGUGCAGAAAGUUGUAAUUAAAUUAAUUGACAGUUAAGUUGCUUCUGCCGACCGAUAUAUACCUGACAGAGAAAGAAUACAAACGCUCAGUUAUUCUCGAAAUGCAGGGAAUAAAUUUAUCAAAGACUCUAAAUUGCACUCGCAGUACGGGUUUGGGAAAUUUGGUUAGCCUUUAAAAAAUUUACUUGUGCUGAUUUAUCCUAAAUUGCACUCGAAAUCAUGCAAUUACAUGUACAAAUUGCUUUCAGAACGAUAUAGAGUUACACACAUCAGUUACAUAAGAGUUGAAUUAAAAAAAAAACAUACCAGCGUACCUGUACCAUGCUUCGUGGUAUUUUAACAUGGGAUUCGCAUGGCGUAGACUUUAAUACUACUCGAUACACGAUAUCGGCUCAGAUUUUCGGAGUCAGUGAUAAAGAGGCGUUUUUGAUGGAAAUGCUUCUGCAUCUUUUAGGUAAAUCUUGGACGUCUGUUCAACGUACGAGGCGUGGCCACUCAGGGUCGACACGAUUCCAAUCAGUGGGUGACAAGCUUCUCAUUGUCUUACACUGCAGAUGACUUUAUGUGGGUUUUUAUCAAGGAAAACAGCCAAGUGAAGGUAAUCAGAAAACUCAGAUAAUUAGGUCUUCUAAUUUGGUCUUGUAUCUCCUUUUUAAUUUUACCCUAAUAUUCAAUUAACCCUUCCACGUCAAGUUGUGUUAACAUUGGCUUCCGUUGGACCCUCAUAUUUAGAAAUUUAGAUUAUGUGCUUAAUUAUGUGUCACUGCUUGAUUUUGUUCACACUUAGACUUUUUUGCUUAAUUCUUACACUAAAUUAUUAUUAUCAUUAUUAUCGUUAUCAUUAUUGAUAUUUUUUUUGUACAAUAUAUUUUCGUUAAAAAGUAAAUCUUCAACAUCACAACAUCUCUUAAAUAGCUCAAAAUAUAGCCACUCGUCAAGCUAAAUUUGACGAUGCAUACAAUUAAAACAUGUAUUGAACUCUUAAAAGAUACCUGCUACAUUGUAUGUAUUCUUAGCGGGAAGAAAAAGAAACCCAAAGAUACACAUCGGGAAAAAUUGCCCGUCGGGAAGUAGACCAAUGAUACCUCGUAGUUAAAAUCGACAGAGACUUCGUGGCAAUAAUGCAACUGCACGCCUCAUGCUAUGUGUGCACGGCCAUGCGAGGUGUUUGUUUAUUAUUAAGCGGAAGGUCUACAUAAGGAAAACCUUACCCGAGGUUACGAUUAUAGCCUGAGGACUUCAGAACUAAAGCACGAUUUUAGCCCGACUUAGACCAGUAAAUAAUGUGUUCGUUUUUUUCCUGCAGUUAACUGGAUUAUAAACCAGUUUUGUUUUCAUAAUCGUGUCAUGAACUUAGAUCGAGUGCCGCCUGCUUGGAAUGACUACGUUAUCAAACUUAUCACCUUUAUUUGUAGACAUUCCUGGCAAACAGCGACAGGACAACAGUUGUCAAACAUGUCUUCAGCCCGCAUAUCAGAGUGUUUGCCAGAAGCGUUCGUUUCCAUCCGAAAGGUUGGCAAAGCCACAUCUCCAUGCGAGUGGAGAUUUAUGGUUGCAAAGAAGGUAAGUAAGUGAUUUUAGGCAUCAUUUUAUUUCAUUGACAAAUCAAUUUCCUGCCUCGAAAAUGAUCAGGUGCUAGAGAAAAGUUCCCUUUCUGAGUGUUGUGGUAGUUUUUAUAAGCUGUUAUGGCACGCAAGGGAUAAUUUGUUUGCGUUAAAAUUAACGCAGAAAGAUUUUCGAUUUCAUCGACUACCAACAAAUCAUGAAUAAAUUAACUAAAAAAAUUGUUCACGAUGCGACCUUUUCUCGUGUGGUAACAAAAGUGAGAUCCAAAAUAAGAGAUGUUCGGACGGGGAAGCCCAUGUUCAUCUCCUGUCAGCUAUUUUGCGACUUUUACAAUCAGUUGUAAAGAAAUAAAUUAGACAUAGAUCUAGGAGAGAAAUUAAAGUGAAAUGAAUCUGCGUGCGAGGAUCACUUCUUCACUCGUUCUUUUUGUGACUUUGGUGGGUUAGAAGAGUAAUUAGUAGGGCUUAACAACAGCCUAGAAUUUCGCAGCAUUAUACUUAAAUACUCUGAUCAUUACUGUAUAAAUCAUUAAGUAAUUUGAAUAAACUUAUUUUGUUCUUUUAAAGCCUGAAAAGGAAAUUCGAAAACGGAUCUUACCAUAGUAUGCAUGACUACAUAAUGCAGAAUUCUAUAGAUUUUUUUGCACUACUAUGGAAGUUUGAUCCGAUGAUAUAGGGUCAAUAUGCCAAACAACUCCUGCAAGGUUUGAGCCCGGAUUCAAAUAAAGGAAAGAUUAAGAAACUCUUAUAAUGCAAACGAUAGCUUUGACAUAUUGGAGGUAGAGAUCAAGUGUGGUGUAUGCCUCUCCUAGAUUUAUAUUGCUAUUCAAAUACUUGCCUAAUUUUGCUGAGAGUAUUGCCUUCAAGGUAAAUCGUUUGAGUAAAAGAAAGCAUGCAUUUGUUUUAGCUUUCGCCGUUUGGAUUAGCUCGACGAUUUCAUAAAAUCAUAAAAUCCUGCAUUUGAUGUGUUGGAAUGUUUUUAAAAUACUGAUUGAUAUGAUUAAAUAGAUCGCAGUUGCUUCCUUCCUCUUGGUAUGGAGAGUGGCCAUCUUCUCGACAAAGCAAUAUCGGCAUCGACGUAUUAUGACUCUAGACACAUCCCGCAGUUCUCGAGACUUAAUAAGAUCCCCAGUUCAGGCAAGGCGGGGGCCUGGUGCACACGUACAAACAAUGGUAACGAAUGGCUGCAGGUCAACUUUGAGCGGGAGACAUCUGUUACAAAAGUGGCUACUCAGGGGAGGUAUGACGGCGAUCACAGGUUGACGAGCUACAGUUUGUCGUAUAGUGUGGACGGCUCUCACUAGGCGUGGUACAGACUUUCGGAUGGAGAUAUCAAG
Pocillopora meandrina is the source of this 10046-nucleotide messenger RNA. The record is from the annotation of a GenBank genome assembly. Lineage: Eukaryota; Metazoa; Cnidaria; Anthozoa; Scleractinia; Pocilloporidae.